AUGUCAAACAACACCGGCUAUGUCGUCAAAAUUUUGGAAAACACUCCUCCAGUGAGCGAUGAGCACGCUAUACGAGCCCUUAAAGAGCAGAAUCAGGAAGCGGACCAGCAGACACGUCCCCAGGUGAAACAAAGCCCAAAUCCUCAAUGCCAGGCAGACCCGAGCGGGAAUGAGUAUGGGUCAUCACAUCCUGAUGGGACAAAGAGUCAGUUCGAUGGUAUCAUUGCCCACGACAAUACAUCCUCGACCCAAAAGGCAACUCACAAUCACGACCACGUAAUGCCAGGGGAUCACAUUGAUGACACCACCCUUCAAACGAUGAUGCAAACCCUAAAAGAGAGCUCCUAUGCUCCGGGGGGUGUUGCAAAUGGCCAGAAUAAUCUACUUGUGAUCGAUGGGAGGCACAAUCUCUCUGAAACCAUAUCAGGCGACCAGGUCCAUGACAAUGCUGCUCCAACUAUGAUGCAGGCACUACAUGACAAGACAUGUGAGCUUGUUGGCGGUUCUAGUGGCCAGCCAGCGUCCCAGGCUAAUGAAAGGCACGACCAUAUCGAAACCCCACCAUGCGUUAACCAUCAUAGUAAUGCUUCUCCGACGAUGCUGGCUACAUUACAAGAUCAAGCAUAUGCCUUGGUGGGCGCAUCAAGUAGACUGACCGAACCACAAGUUCACCAGAACCUCAAUCACCAAAAUAACCUCCCAGGCAUCCACGUCCAUGACAACAACAACCCUACUUUGGUGGCUACCUUGCACGACCAGCCCUAUGCACUGGUUGAAGGCGCGGUAGAGGCCUUGAGGAAGGACUUCAAUGCAGACAGCCACGAACUAGCUUCCAAGGCACCAGGAGUCCGAGGUGCUAUUCAGACAGGGUAUCAUAGUGGCAGCAAUGCCGAAGUCCCGAGAGACAUUGGUUGGCAUAAAGCUGACGUAGAGAUACCCGAUCCGUUGAUUGGUGGUUACACGAACGGAGAGCUUUUUGCAUUCAUCAGACGCUUCAACAAGGAUGUCUUCGAUGUCAAAGCGAUGCCUAUAGAAGCUGCAAGUGGUCUAGACCUCAACGAUGCAUGGUCUCCAGAUCACACCGGGGAUAAAGUGGCUUUGCACUUACAACGAGUUUAUUUGUCCGUGGUUCUCGGCAUGGCAAGCCUUGGAAAACAAAUCUCACGACUCCGUUCCUGGAAGGAGACUUGCCGUACAUCAAUAUUCUGUGGGAUAUAUUUCACUGCAUGGCUGUUUGAUAUGUUAAUGCCGCUUGCUCUGGGACUUUUGACUCUGGUGGUGUCUUCAGUGCAAGCCCGCAACGCAAUCUUCCCGCCAGCACCCCGUGCUCUGGUGAACAUCAGGACAGGCGGGAUUCAGAAGCCGCAAGCUGGUCUGCUAGGUACUAAUGAUACACUCACUGGUGCUCCGGAAAAGCAACCGCGUGAAGCUAUUGAAGAAGAAGCAGCCAAUUUCGUCGACAAUGUUCGACACAAUUUUCAAAGGGCUGUUGGUAUGCACAACAGCCAACAGCAAGAUGGAGAUGGAGAUCCACUGGAAGGGAAGGUACCCAAACCUAUCAGCAAAGCAGUUAAAGCCGUCCAAUCUGCAGGUUCUGCACCAGGGCAUGUUACUAAGAGUACCGAUCAAACUCAACAGCCGAUGGAAGAAAUUAUAUGGGCUGGAGUCAACCCAGAAAGUGUUGCUAAAGUUCUUGACAUUGCACCACAUGUGAUCGGGGAGUUAGCUGAUAAUUGGGAAAGAUGUGCGAACGCACUUUCACCAACUCCGCCAUUUUCUCGUUUUGCAUUCUUCAGAAUAGUGGCCGUUCUUGCCCCUUUAUUCCUCGUAUCCCUUUUCGUCGACUAUUAUAUGGUUUACAAGGGGACUGGGUCGUGGCUGAAACGAAACGUGCCUAAUUACAUGGAGCUUGCACAGCCGAAGAACAAUGUCCUUCGCGGUGUUCCUACAAACACCCAGAUCGCGAUAACUCUUCUCCGCAUCGGCGAAGCACACAGAACGCCUCUUCCACCUGUACCCACCUCCAAGCCCGAUGACCCGGAUCAUCAAAAUCCCAUUGACGCCGAGAACAUACCUCUCGGUGCCACCCGUUCCGAUGUCCUUAAGGCGACCAUGCCUUCAGUCGUUGAGAAAGCCCACGGCAAUGACAAUAAAGAAAAGCCGAAUCACAAACAUCUUUCCAAGAUAGUUCGUUUUUUCAAAGGCGAUGCCAAAUCUGUCGUCGAGACGAAACUUGCCAUUGAUCAUGUCCGGGCCGCAACUGGUUCGCAGAAGGCGAAAGGUCACUUAGGCGUAUUGCCUAAGGCAAAAAACAUCAUCUAUGCUGGGCCGAGCGAAUACCAGUGUCGAUUUGACGGAAAAGAUGGCUGGGCAGUUAUUACAGAGUCUGCCAGACCAAGCCUGCUAUUCACGCGCGAUGACCCAAGGCUGAUGAGCUUUAAAAAGUCGGAUCCAGUAUUUGAAAUUGCCGUGAGUGAUAUGAAGCGACUGAAAAGGGCCACAGCCUUUGUGAAUUCGACAAUUGAGGCAGUAACCGCGUUUUCGUCGGACCAGAAGUUGCUGGCAAGCCUAGAGAUUGAGGAUAAGGACGAGAAAACUUGGAGAUUGACAGCGAUGCCAGAGCGAGAUGAGUUAUUCAAUCGCUUGGUCGCGAGCGGUAAUCAGAGAUGGGAGAAGAUGUGA
Penicillium arizonense is the source of this 2682-nucleotide messenger RNA. RefSeq lists its product as uncharacterized. The coding region runs from base 1 to 2682 and encodes 893 amino acids. The transcript is spliced from 6 exons. Lineage: Eukaryota; Fungi; Ascomycota; Eurotiomycetes; Eurotiales; Aspergillaceae. The record is from RefSeq and is a predicted model, not a curated record.